GAUACAAGAAGCAGUAGUGCACCCGGAAGUAAUCGCGUCUUUCAAUGCUGGAUACCGCAUAAAUUGAACUUGUGAAUGUACGACUUUAUAUGGGUUUUAUGUACCGGGUCGAAGAAGCAUUUAAUAAAGGACUAUACAUUUUGUAGGUGGCAGAGGCCUUAGAGACAUGGUGGGCUAUGACCCCAGGGCACAGAGGGCGCCACUUACUACAAAGGAAGCAGCCCUGGCUGGCUCAGCUGCUGGAAUAGUCACCCGGGCUGUCGUCAGCCCAUUUGACGUCAUUAAAAUACGAUUUCAGCUGCAGAUUGAGAGUCUUUCCUCUGCAAGGCCAUCGGGAAAGUACUGGGGAUUAUUUCAGGCUUCACGUUGCAUUCACACAGAGGAGGGAGUCUCUGCUUUCUGGAAGGGACACAUCCCUGCACAGCUACUUUCUAUUUGUUAUGGUGCAGUCCAGUUUGCCAGCUUUGAGUGUCUGACUAAGGUGGUCCAUGACAUGACGGCCUUCGACAGCCAGGCAUCCGGGAUGCACUUCAUGUGUGGAGGCUUGGCCGCCUGCUCCGCUACUGUGGUGUGUCAGCCUCUGGACACGCUGCGCACACGCUUUGCAGCUCAGGGCGAGCCUAAGAUGUACAAGAACCUGCCACAUGCAGUGUCUAAAAUGUGGCGCACAGAAGGAGCGCUGACAUUCUACCGCGGCCUUUCACCUACACUCAUUGCUGUAUUUCCUUACGCUGGAUUGCAGUUCUUCUUCUACAACAUUUUUAAAAGAAUUCUGACUCCGCCUCCUUUCGCUGGGACAUCUGGAGAAAACAUGAGGAGUCUGAUCUGUGGCAGUGGAGCUGGAGUGAUUAGCAAAACUAUCACGUAUCCAUUUGACCUCUUCAAGAAAAGACUGCAGGUUGGAGGUUUUGAGGAGGCCCGAGUACAAUUUGGGCAGGUGCGGCGCUAUCGAGGCCUGGCGGACUGUGUGGUCCAGAUCACCAAAGAGGAGGGCGUUCGAGGCUACUUUAAAGGCCUCUCUCCCAGCCUGCUGAAGGCGGCGCUGUCAACCGGUUUCACUUUUUUUUGGUAUGAGUUUUUCCUCAACGUACUGUGUGACCUCAAGGAGAGCCAAAGAGUGAACAACAAAAGAUAACAAAGGGACACAGGAAGUGGUCGCUAGGUGCUUUAUAUUGUGUUUACAUACAUGUAAUGGGGUUUGGGUUUUUUUUUUGACUGAUGAAAACAUUAUUUAUCAUGAUGGGUUGUUACCUUUCGUCAAGCAUGUAGGUUGUGUUUUUACCAGGUGUUUAUCUGUUAUGAGUGGAUUUGGAUGACAUUUUAAUCCAAGAGCUAAUUAAAUUUUGGAGAGGACCAUUUCUCCACAUAACUCCACAAGAAAUGGGUCAGAGCACUUAAACAGAACACGUUUACAGAAGGUUCUAUAAACUAUCAAAGACUGAUCUAUCAAAGACUUGUGGGAUUAUUUUGGUGUGUCAUUUGCACAUUUUAACCUUUUGCCUCGUCAUUAUCAAUAAACUGUGUGAUAUUUAUCAGGUCUGAGAAGUGUUGAAUAAGCAUUUUGUUAUUAAAGUU
Messenger RNA from Doryrhamphus excisus (bluestripe pipefish), 1575 nucleotides. It is a transcript of the gene slc25a19, whose product is annotated as solute carrier family 25 member 19. The record is from RefSeq and is a predicted model, not a curated record. Gene Ontology annotation, biological process: transmembrane transport. Lineage: Eukaryota; Metazoa; Chordata; Actinopteri; Syngnathiformes; Syngnathidae.